UCUCCGCCGCUGCUCGGGACAAAACCGCACGCAGCUGCUUUCAUUUUCCAGUGCUCCAGACUGCACGAGCAGGAGGGGAGGCUCGCGCGUCUUGCUGCAGGGAUAUCACCUCAGAUGGACUUGAUAUAGGACAAGAAUACACAUUUUUUCAUCUGAUAAUGACCACGUAGGUAGUAGUUACAAGUGGGAAACAAACUUGUACAUCCUUCUCCACCGCCACCGGGUUUAAUGUGUUUUAUGUGUUUGCGCUCAACAGUCAGGUAGACUUAUGCGGGCGCAUUUGAACACUAGUGUCGGCGUGUGAUUUAUCCCGUGGAUGCGGCUGUCGGGGUCGGUGUCUGAGCCCUGCAGGAUCAGCCUGUCAUAGGGCAUGAUGAUUUCUCUGGCUCUUCACAAGUGGAUGAGGAAUACUUCACCGGAGAUGCUGCUGCUGGUGCCGAUACUGUGGCUUUUACCUCUGACUGGAGCGGCUCCGUCUCAGACUACCGAGCAGCUGGACACUGGGGUGGACUGGCUGAGUAAGUUUGGCUACCUCCCGCCUCCUGACCCAGUGACUGGUCAGCUACAGACCAAGGAGGCCCUGACCAAGGCCAUCAAAGCCAUGCAGAAGUUUGGAGGGCUGAAGGAGACGGGAGUCUUAGACCAAGCCACACUGGGCCUAAUGACAACACCCAGAUGUUCUCUGCCAGAUGUGUCUGAUGCCGAGUCAACAGUGGGCCGCAGGAAACGAAGCCCAACUCCUCAGAAUAAAUGGAAUAAGAGGCAUCUGUCCUGGAGAGUGAGGACCUUCCCUAAGGAUUCAGCCUUACUGGGCAGGGACACUGUUCGGGCCCUGAUGUACUACGCCCUGAAGGUCUGGAGCGACAUCGCGCCUCUGAACUUCCACGAGGUGGCCGGCAGUGAUGCAGACAUUCAAAUCGACUUCACUAAGGCCGACCACAAUGAUGGAUACCCCUUUGAUGGGCCAGGGGGCACCGUGGCACACGCGUUUUUCCCUGGUGAGAGGUUCACAGCUGGGGAUACACACUUUGAUGAUGACGAGGCCUGGACCUUCAGAUCACCAGACUCUCAUGGAAUGGAUCUGUUCGCGGUUGCAGUCCAUGAGUUCGGUCACGCCAUCGGCCUGGUCCACACCUCAGCCAUGGAGUCCAUCAUGAGACCAUACUACCAGGGUCCUGUGGGGGACCCUCUUAAAUAUGACCUUCCGUACGAAGACAAGGUCCGCGUCUGGCAGCUCUACGGUGUCAGAGACUCAGUGUCCCACACAAACCGACCAGGCGACCCCUCCCAGACAGCUGAACCUCCUGUCCUGCUGGACUUGCCUGAAAACAGAUCUGCUCUCCUGCCGGCGCGAGAUGCCCCAGACAGAUGCACCAGUCACUUUGAUGCAGUGGCCCAGAUACGAGGGGAGGCCUUCUUUUUCAAAGGAAAGUACUUCUGGAGACUAACACGAGAGAAGCACCUGGUGUCUCUGCGUCCUGCUCAGAUCCAUCGCUUCUGGAGGGGCCUCCCAACCAACCUUGAUAGUGUGGAUGCUGUGUAUGAGAGACCUGGGGACCACAAGAUAGUCUUUUUCAAAGGUCUAAAGUACUGGGUAUUUAAAGACAAUAUUGUGGAGGAAGGCUACCCGCGUCCGAUCAGUGACUUUGGCCUGCCCUUGGAAGGAGUGGAUGCAGCCUUUGUUUGGCUACACAACGACAAAACCUACUUCUUCAAGGACAACCACUACUGGCGCUACGAUGACCACCUGAGGCGUAUGGACCUGGGCUACCCUAAAGACAGCACACUCUGGAAGGGGCUGCCACCUCAGCUGGACGACGCCAUGAGGUGGUCCGAUGGCUCGUCCUAUUUCUUCAAGGGGAAGGAGUACUGGCGAGUGCCUGGCAGUGACAUGGAGGUGGAGGCAGGAUACCCCCGCCUCAUCGCUAAAGACUGGCUCCUGUGCACCGAGAUGCAGUCAGACUCUCCGGACGCGGAGCCCAAAAGCACUGAGACGAGAGUCAACGUGCACCAUCACCCAGACCACGCAGAGAACGGCUAUGAGGUGUGCUCCUGCACCUCUGACACCGCCUCGCCUUUAGGUGUCCGCCUUUCCCCAUCUCCCCUGUGGCUGCUGCCACCCCUCUGGACGCUUUCGCUCACCUUCCGCUCUGAACUGCUAUGAUGCCAAAGCAUGGGACAAAGUUCCUGAGCUGAUUGGUGGAGGGCCAGUGGACACUCAGUUGAAGCAAAAAACUGGAAUUUUCUUCUUAUUAUUAUAUCAUUUGGUAUCCUUUUUGCGCUAAUUUUGCUGUUAUUUAUUUUACAUGUCAUUGGGUGGGCACUGCCAGCUGAAGUAGUCGUCCUUAUAGGCAUCAACCCACACAUGCUUUACAAAGUCUUUUUUUUUUUACUCAACAGUCAAAUUGCCUCAUUGCUACAAGAAAAAGGUUAAAGGUUAUAGAAGUGUAUUCCAUAGCAGUGAUUAUUUGUCUUCAUGUGCAGCAGGUUUUCAGCUGCAGUGCCUCUCACACACACAAGUUGAGGGCAUCCAGGGAUGUAGGCAGACGCAAAGGUGAACAGCGUGCCAAGACACACAUUGUUGCCUGUUUUAUAAGAUUACAGCAGAUGCUUUAUUACAGGGUCAGCUCACCAACAUUAGCUCAAAAUUACCAAAAAAAACACAUAUUUUCACACUUACCUCUCGUGGUAUGUAGUAAUGUAUAUGGUUUAAUAUGUUGGUAAUAGUUUCUGUGUCCACCCUGAUACAGUGGAGGUAAAGGGAUUUUUUUUGCUGUUCAAGACAGUGAAAAAUUACAUUUGUAUGUCAGUCUUUCUCUGGAUCAUCCACAGAACUAAUCAGGAUUAUUUACUCCCAGGCUGCCCCAGACUAAGAAUUUUCCUAGUUGACCAACAGUCGUCAUUUAGGGCCAUUAGUCGACAAGUCACUCACAGGUUUACGAUAUUAAUUUAAUUAUUAAGUUAUAUAUUUUGGGCGGGGCAACACAAUGGUUUGAGUUGAAGGUGUGAGAAAGAAUAGUAUCAGUAACAUUGUUAACACUGUGCUACAUUACAGAGAAAUACAAACUGUACUAAUGAACCUUCAUUAAUAUAGGCCUAUAUUUUAUCUACAAGUGCACGUCACACACUGAGCGAGCCGCCUGUUAAUGACGCUGUUGGCAAAGCAGUAAUGAUUGUGCUAAGUGGCUAAUGGGCAUGUAGCUACUUCCAUGUUUCAGAUGAUACGUCAUGUUUGUAGUCGACCAGUGAAGAUGAGUUUACAUAUCACCUUGGGUUCGUCCUUCACCUUCUCAAAAUGAUCCCACACUUUGGAUUUCCUGCCCGACAUGUUAUUAACUAGCCUGUGGAAUAACCGCAGGUACCAGCCCUGGAAAUUAGGGGCAGUACACAUCGCGUCUUUAACACGAGGCACUGGGCACUACUCUUGUGCCUUUUUUGCAAAGCAACCUUUAGAAGCAUCAUAUAGCCUAUGUACUUGAUAUCCUGAGUGCAGAGCUGAUCUUCUUCCAGGCGCUGUUUAUAAGUGUGGAGGCCUGUCGUCCGUGGGACAGAUGUAAAGCUCUGGGUAGCCCUGCACUAACAUGAUCAACUUUUCCGUAUUUAUCAGACUGAAUAUUUACAGAAGAAAGGAAAGAUAUAUGUUGGCUGUGAUUGGUUUGUAACGCGACUCCUGUCUGACUCCUGAGCGUGGCCACUUCCUGUGUCAGUCCUUUCAAAUUCCCACAUGAUCCAAUCAUACAGGUUUUGAUUUAUUUUGAUAAGGGGCAGCUCGUAAUAGAGUUUCACAUUUGUUUUUUGUUUUUCUGCGACUAAGCAACCAAUGGAAUCUUGCCGACUCAUUACCUUUCUGGUCGACUAACAUUUGGUCAACUAUUAGAGGGGCAGCUCUAAUUAUUAUUUAGUUCUAAGUAAAUAACCCACCUGCCAGGAAAAUUUUGGCAUUAUACGUUUCUGCAAACCACAGAUACUUUACAUUUAUACGUUAUUAUGUAGCAGAUUCGUUUAUGUUCCUGUACAUUUCAACAACGCUGUGGUUAAUGUGUGGUUAACGUGUGGUUAGGUGUAGCCACAACAACUAUGGUAAGGUGGUGCUAUCCCGACUGGAAUAGCAAAGAUGUCUCAGUGAACAAACAACUGCUUUUCGUGACACUAUCCCGACAGGAAACUCAGCGAUGUCUUGGUGAAAACACAAGGGCUUUUCACGGCACCAACUCCAGUGGGGUGGAUAAAAAAAACACCCUCUUUUAGUGUCUAAAAAACUGCAGAGGGUCGCUAAAGCACACCUGGUCUUGUUUGUUGUGUAAGUGACAUGCCAUCUGCCAUCCAACCUCCCUGUUACGCCCGUAACCAUCUAAACCCCAAACAUACUAACUACACCUAUGUUGGGGACGAAAAAAACCCAACAAAAAGACAUUUUCCAAAUCAGAAACACUAGAAAAAAAUAUACAAAAUAAAAUGGCAGCCCACCCCUACAGCUUCAAGGAUAAGUUCAAAAAUAAUUAAAGUAACCUAGUGUAACAAAUAGGCUAUUGAAUACCCACAGUGUUUCUACAAAUAUGAAAAUCUCACUAAGAUGGCCCACAGGAGGCACAAGCAGUCAAUGCCGAAAAACCAAAUUUUCAGGUUUAACACAACACAAUACCCAAAGGUUCAAAGGCUGAGAGGGAACGCUGCUGCUGUCAGUUGCCUGUCAACCAGCCUGUUAGGAAGCCGAGGGUUUUAAACAGCAGAUGGUAGUUGGGGGAGCCAAUUAGCUGAGACCAAGCCCACACCUCCAGCCAAUCAGCACACCACACCUGUAGUUAAGAGACAAAGAUCCUCACACAAAUGGAGCACUCACUCUUACUCUUAAACAUGUGAAGGACACAGAGAAACCAGCCAGAGCUGUAACACCUCCACCAAUCGAUGACAGUCAGCUCAUAUACUACAUCACUUUAAUAAUAUGAUAUGUAUGAAACAUGUAAAUGUAACGUGUUUGUGGUUUUGCAGAAAUAUACAGCGCCAACAUUUUCUUCUGGCAGCUGGGCUGAAUGAAAACAGUUAACAGAGUUUUCAGAUUAUCCAGAGUAACACUGACAUUUGACUGUGAGGUUAUAAAGGUAAUUUUUCAAUGCCGUGUGCACCACUAACACUCUCCAUUCGCCAAACAUUCAGUGUGCAGACUUCUUACUGUGAGAGCCGUAAGGAUGGAUACAUGAGUAGGCGGACAGACUCUGUCAGCACCAGUUUCCUUCCCUCAGCUGUACUCUGAAGUGAGGAACUGCUGCUCCUGUAUGUAUUCCCCAGGUUUCAUCAUUUCCACCUCUGGUUCUGAAGCAUUCCCUGCUCUUGCUUUAGUUGUAUCUUUUGUAUCAGAUUCAGAUGAAAUGAUAUUCCUGUUUAUUUUGCAUUGCUUUCAUCAGGUCAUAGAGUUUAUAGAGCCUUUGUUGGCCUGUUGGACAAUUUCCUUUAUCACCCCUAGCUCCUUUGAAGAGUCACAAGUCGGCCCCUGGAUUUUCUCGCUGUAAAGAUAUAUUUACCUAUAGACUGAUAUAUUUGAGUUG
This is a messenger RNA of Epinephelus fuscoguttatus (brown-marbled grouper), 5543 nucleotides long. Its product is annotated as matrix metalloproteinase-17-like. Gene Ontology annotation, cellular component: extracellular matrix. Lineage: Eukaryota; Metazoa; Chordata; Actinopteri; Perciformes; Serranidae. The transcript is spliced from 10 exons. Bases 371 to 2164 code for a protein of 597 amino acids. The record is from RefSeq and is a predicted model, not a curated record. Gene Ontology annotation, molecular function: zinc ion binding; metalloendopeptidase activity. Gene Ontology annotation, biological process: proteolysis; collagen catabolic process; extracellular matrix organization.